Molecule: messenger RNA, 1719 nt
Organism: Hordeum vulgare subsp. vulgare (domesticated barley)
Lineage: Eukaryota; Viridiplantae; Streptophyta; Magnoliopsida; Poales; Poaceae
Product: cytochrome P450 99A2-like
Exons: 2
Coding region: 38-1540 (500 amino acids)
Molecular function (GO): monooxygenase activity; oxidoreductase activity, acting on paired donors, with incorporation or reduction of molecular oxygen; iron ion binding
Source: RefSeq, a predicted model, not a curated record
CUAAAAGGCAUUUCAAUUUGUGCUCCAAGCAAACCUGAUGGUGAUGGCGACGGAGCCAAGCGCAUCCACCCUCGUGUUGCUCCUCACUCUCGCCUCACUCGUCGUCCUUGCGUCCGUACUAAGCCGCAAACGGAAAAACCAUAGGCGGCCUCCAGGCCCAUGGCGCCUCCCCUUGCUCGGAAGCCUCCACCACGUCCUCACGUCGCAGCCGCAUGUCGCCCUCCGGGACCUGGCCAAGAAGCACGGCCCGGUCAUGUACCUCCGGUUCGGCCAGAUCGACACCGUCGUCAUCUCAUCGCCGGCGGCGGCGCAGGAGGUGCUCCGGGACAAGGACCUUGCCUUCGCGUCACGGCCCAACAUCCUGGUCUCAGAGAUCUUCUGCUACGGAGGUCGCGACGUCGUCCUCGCGCCCUACGGCCCCUACUGGCGGACGACGCGCAAGCUCUGCACGAUGGAGCUGCUGAGCGAACGGAAGGUGCGGCAGUUCGCGCCCUUCAGAGACAGCCAGACCAUGUCCCUCAUCGACAACGUCCGCGCCGCCGGUCGGGGCGGCGGGCCGUUUAACCUUGGCAAGCUGCUCAUUUCCUGCACCAACACUAUCACCGGCAAAGCGACGUUCGGCCAGGUGUGUGACGGCGAGCUGCAGGAGCAGUUUAUGACCCUGAUCGGCCAGGCGAUGAAGAAUGCCGGCGGAUACACCGUCGGGGACCUGUUCCCAUCGCUGUGGUUUGUCGACACUCUCACCGGGCUGAGAGGCCGCCUGUGGCGUGCGCACCGGCAGCUGGACGCCAUCUUGGACAAGAUCAUCGCUGAUGAGUGCAGCAAGGAUGAACAAGGCCAACACCUUCUUGGAGUUCUGCUUAGGAUCAGGGAUGAGCGGAACGUUGAAUUCCCCAUCGACACGACAGACAUCAAAGCGAUCAUAUUGGAUAUGUUCACGGCAGGGACGGACUCGACGUCGGCAGCGGCCGAAUGGGUCAUGUCCGAGCUCAUGAGGAACCCCAAGGUGAUGGCCGAGGCGCAGGCUGAAGUUCGGCGUGCCUUGGACAACAAGAGCCCAAUAGACCAUGAAAAACAUAUAGAUGGGCUCCGCUACACCAAAAUGGUGAUCAAGGAGACCAUGAGGUUAAACCCUGUGGUGCCGUUGCUUGUCCCUCGUCUCUGUCGGGAAACCUGCGAUGUAGGCGGAUUUGAGGUCAAGGAGGGCACCAGGGUCUUAGUCAAUACGUGGGCGAUGGGGAGGAGCUCCGAGUACUGGGAAAACGCAGAGGAGUUCAUGCCGGAGAGGUUCGAGGAUGGCACAGCCACGUACAAGGCCUCACGGUUCGAGUACUUGCCGUUCAGCGCUGGGAGGAGGAAGUGCCCCGGCGAUACCUUUGGGCUGGCCACGCUUCAGCUCAUGGUGGCACGACUCCUCUACUACUUUGAUUGGAGCCUCCCUGCUGGAACACAUGAGCUCGACAUGGAAACAAAAGUGGGGGCAAAUGCGAGGAGGAAGAACCAACUGCAUCUAGUGGUGACCCCGUAUAAGGGUGCUUGAUAGCAGAUAAAUACUAUUACCUAUGUGCUUCUCUUCUUCUUUUCUGUACACAAAAAUAAAUUCACAGUGGAGUUGUAUUUGUGAAAUUAAGUUAGCGACCUCUCUAUGCCAGCACAUGGACAAGACGCAACACAUUUGUACUAGUAAAACACCUCAUGUAUCAUGGGAGGUUGUAUUUA